Molecule: messenger RNA, 7059 nt
Organism: Xiphophorus maculatus (southern platyfish)
Lineage: Eukaryota; Metazoa; Chordata; Actinopteri; Cyprinodontiformes; Poeciliidae
Product: raftlin-like
Exons: 10
Coding region: 565-2607 (680 amino acids)
Source: RefSeq, a predicted model, not a curated record
GUCAGUCGUGUGGAACCAGAGCGGCUGCCGGAGAGACAGACGCAGAGAGAGGCUGCUCAGAGCAGACGCCGGGUCAGAGCGCUCAGUUUGCUUCAGACAAUCACAGGGCAGAGAGAGACGAGUGCACAGGAAAAAGAGGUAGAACACCACAGAGAGAUAGGCUGCAGAGAGGGAGAGAGAGAGACAAGAGGGAGGUAAAUAUGUGACAGGAUGUGGUUUCCCUGAGCUUGCACAACAUACUUUGAGCAUGACCUAAACGCACCGAGUGUACAAGUGUGUUUGAGCUCCGUUAGGUGCUGAAGAGGGGGGAAAACGAAGCCAACCGCUGGAGCUGUUGUUUCUGCUUGUUUCUCAGACGGAGGAUUGUGUUUUCCCUUCAGAGAGCCCGCUCCUCUGCAACCUCCGUCAGCUUGUUGGACAAGAUCUGAAGCAGUGUUCUUGUCUUUCACACUUCUAAAGUAGAAUGAGAUAUUCUGACGGGAGUUCUGGAUUUGUCUCCAAGCAGUGAACUUCUCAACCAGAUUGUGAAACAGUAUCUGCAUAGGACUGACGAACUGUGGAGCCAUGGGCUGCGGACUGCGAAAGAUGAAACCGGCGUCAGACGAGAACAGUCCGGGAAAGAUUUACUCCACUCUCAAGAGACCACAAGUGGAGACCAAGGUGGGCGUGGCCUAUACAUACCGGUACCUGGACUUCCUGAUUGGCAAAGACGGUGGGACCUCAACACUGCGUCUCUCAUCGGUGCGGGAGCUGCCCGAUCAGCUCCAGGAGCUUUACCAGCAGGGUUUCGUCCUUGCGGCCGUCCAUCCAUUUAUCCAUCCCUGUGGUCCGCAGUCCAACAGCCUGCAGCACCAGCUCUACCGGGCCAUACUUGUCCGAAUCAAUGACGGGGUGGAAAGGAGCCAGCCAGUCUGCCCACCAAACAAGCUACUGCUGGAAGAGUGCCUGUCUGCGGAGCAGGUGCCCACUCCUGAGCUCAUCCAGGGCUACGUAAAGAAGCAGAUGCAGGAUUUUGCUGACCAGGGGGUGAUGUUUGUAGGAUUUGUCCAGGAGCCAUACGGAGCGCCUUGCACCCGGAUCAGAGAACCAGAGACCCCCUCCCUGUCUCUGCACUCCAGCCCCAGUUCUGUCCUUGGCUCCCUGGGUAGCUGCAGCCCAUCAAACCCCUCAAGCCCCAGAAACCAGCCAGAUCCUGGAGCAAAAAGUGACAGUACGGACAAAGAGGGGAACAUGCAAGCAUCCCGACUGGAUGUGGAGAGAAAUGAGAGCGAGAUCAAAAGUGAAAACCACUCAGGUUCUGGCGUAGGGGGCAUUCGGGACGGCAUCUCACCAGCAGCUUCUCCAUUAUCAGAGGGAGACCUGGAGAACAGCGAGGUUCUGACCGAGGAGGACUCGUCGUACCACAAUAACAACAAAGACAUCAUUGGAGACAGAAAGGAGAGGCCAAGAUACAGGAGAGGUGAUGGACUGGAACUGCUGGCUUUGUACAACAACCCGCCGGUCCGAGAGGGCCAGGUGAAAUACUACACUGUCAAAGUGCCACUGCGGGUUCAAAGCUAUGAAGAAGGCAUCAAAGGUGUGGAGGCCAACUGGUUGGAUCACAUGACCCAACACUUCAACAAUGGCGCCUCGCUGGUUGACGGAUAUUUCUACCUGGGCAACGGGAAAGAUCUACUGCCUAAAACAGUGGAAAGCGUCUUCAUCUUCCAAGAGGCGAGCGAGGGUGAGCCAAACGCUGCUGCACCAACAUAUGAUGCCAUUGUAGUGGAACAGUGGACCAUCAUUGAUGGUUUGCAGGUGAAAACUGAUUACGUUCCUCUACUUCAGUCACUGGCCACAUAUGGAUGGAGACUCACAUGCGUACUGCCAACUCCUGUAAUCAGAACUAACAGCGAUGGAAGUCUGUCCACCAAGCAGAUCGUUUUCCUGCAGAGACCGAUUGUUAGCCGGAAGAAGAGGGAAUCCAAGAAACUAAUCUUCAAGGCCCGAAGCAAGUCCAACAAAAACUGCAUCAAGGAUGUGGCGAAGAACAAGAAGAAAAAGACAAUAAUUGAGAAGGAUUCUGAGGAUCUGAAGAUCGCUGAUGACAGAGAGAAAGUUGGCAAGGAAGAGGAAAAGACUGUGACUGGAAGCACAAAUGCAGCACAGGUAGAGGCAGCAGGCAAAUCCAAGAAAGAGAGGAAGAUAAGGUGUGAAGAAGAUAAAAAGGCUGAUGCAGGGAUGGUAAUCAGCAUCGAGAAAGUCACACGGAAAGAUGAACCAGAGAAAAGUGAAGACAAAGUAGCAGAAAACUGCACCGAGGAGACAGAAAGCAAAGCUCCAGAUGGAGAGGUAUCGGAAGACAAUGGAGAGCCAUCAGGAAUGGAGGAGGUCGAGGAGAUCAAUGAAACAGUUGUGACUGUAGAGACACAGAGUGAGACCAAAGAAAAGGAGCUUGAGGGCACUUCAAAAGUUGAAUCUGUGAUAGAAAAUGGGAUAGAAACAGAUGAAGAGAAAGAUGACGGUGAAGAGAAUGAAAUCAAAACAGGGGAACCAGUGGAGGUUAUCGCAAAGGAGACUGUGGCAGAUCCAGCAACCACAGACCCAAGCCCAAUGGAGGCUCAGUAGUAGCACCAUGCAAGUCGAGCUUUUCCCAAUCAUACCUCUUAAAUUCCUCUCUUAAAAACUGAUUCCUGAAUCCAAAUUGAAGUGGGAGUGGGAGGAAAGGUUCCUCUGCACUGCUGCAGCAUCCUCCAAACCUCCCAUCUCACAUAUGAUUCCCCCAAAACCUGCAACAGUGUAGCUAAACAAAAGAAGACCAUGACAUCAGUUCUAUUGUAUAACCACAGAUACUGAAUGUAUUUAACAACACAGGGGAUGCCUCUGCAGGCGGGUCCAUGUGGAGUCCAAACACUGAAUGGAGGAAGGCAGAGGAAGAGAAGGAGAACAGUGAGAUGAAAAACCUCAAAAAGACUUGGUCACGGUUCCAGUAAGAGUGGCAGAUAAACCAGAGCUGCUUUGUUCACUAAACACUCACUAUUCACUAUAGACGGCUUAAGCUUUAGGUUUAGCCAGUAAACAGUCAAUGGAGCUUACUAGCUGUACCUGGAGGAUUUAAAAACAUUAAAUAUAUACAAAACAAAAGUAUUUGGAUAAAAUUGGAAAUUUAGAUAACAAGCUACAGUAGAUACCAUUUAUGAAGCUCAUCUGAGAUUUCUUCUAUUAUUUUUUUUAACCAACAUCAGGUUGCUCCAACCAUCUUCAUGAACCCUUAUGAAAGAGCUAAUUACAAUAUCUUUUCAUAUUUGUAAUUAGAGAAAAUGACUUUUGCUACAUGACUUUCUAGAGUGACCAAGUUUUCUGGUUGUGUCAGUUCUUCGUAAGGAAAUCACCACCUUUUAGAUAAUGAAGUUUGCCUAAAAUCUUGGCAAGACCCAGGUCUGUUUCCUCAACAUUAAAGAUAUUUUAAAGAGAGGAAAAGUCCCAGAAAAUGUUCUUGCAGGUCAUUCCUUGUUACAUUUUGAUCCAGGAUGCAGAGCAAAUUUAUAGGAGAGCUCUGUUAGAGGUGAUGGGAAAGGCAUUUGUUGCGACAGGCAAUCCAAAGCAGGCUGUGGAGAUCAUUGUUUACGCUGAGCUCUAAGCCGUCAAGUGCUUCAAAGAGAGCCGAUAAUCACUCUUUGGUAUGGUGUGCUAAGCUUACCUUGCAUACAGAAUGUUCCCAAUAAUAUUCCCAAGCCCAGCCAGACAAGAAAGUGAAAUUCAGCUGAAUGUUCGCACCUCAAGGACAGGAUGAGUAGUUAAGUUUCCUCUGUUAGCUUUACAUUCAGGAAAAAGGAUUUCUGCAUAAAAUGUGUAGUCGGGGGUUGCCUUUGUUCUGUAUUGAAGCCAGAAGUGAGAGCAGUGAAGGAGAAAGUGAGGUUGUAGUGAAAAAAGGGAAUAAAGAAGAAAUAAAGAAGGACCAGUGAGUGUGAAAGACUCAAAUAACGGAAACGAAUUGGUUCGUUUAAAGCAACGGUCGUUUGUAACCUGCAUUUCCUGCAGAGGUUUCUUUUGUUGCUUUACCUCCAUCUCUUUACGUACCUCUUACUGGACACAGUGUCUGACAUUAACUGAGUCAUAAUGUGCCGUAUCGCGGCUCUGCGUGGCUUUCCAUUUUAGAGCUGGAACAAGAGGGAGGGAGGAGGCGACGUUUACAGAGCGGGGCUCUCUGUGGAUCGCUAAUGGAUUUUGUCAGUGGGGGAUCUGUCAGUAAUCAUGCAUUUAUAAUGGGGGGGUCACUUGUUGGGGGCAGUUAUUGACAACAAAACACCUCAACAUGUCAAGUUUCACGUUUAAAAAGGAUGUCAUGGGGAUCCGUUUGCACCGGAGAGGACAAGCUUGAUUUAGAAAAUUACUUGCACCUCGUCGUAUUACCUGUUUUGUAAACUGUUAGCGUUUGGCUGAUUAAAAAGUACCUGCUGUCCUCGUAUAAUUUGUCACAAUUAUCCUUUUUGUGUUGUGAUAAUUAAUAUGUGGUUUCUCUGGAGAAGAAACUCCACAAUUUCAAGUGCUCUCCUGCCUCUGGUGAGAUUCCUUUAAAUGUAAAAUGGAAAAUGUUUUUGUGUAGAGUAGAAUAUAAAACUGUGACCAGUUUAGCCUUAUUACUAUACUGUAAAUGGCCCAGAAUCUGCUAUUAGAAAUGUUUUAUAGCAGCAUAUUGGUGAUUUAAGUGUUAUAUGUUUGUUAUAGUCAAACAGCAAAGUUUUGCUCCGGUUGAUGUUUUGAGGAUAUUAUUCCUGAAGUUAAGAGUGAAGGGAUGAAAAUGUUUAUCCAUGAGAAGGUAUUACAUUUUGUAUUAUUUUCUGACAUUUCUUGGACAUGUUCUUGAUUGUGAAUGUUUGGUUUUCAAGUAAAAAAAAGGCUUUAUGCUGCCUCUGCUUGUUCUGCUAAAGCUUGCAAAAAAUGUGUUGCUGACUGGUGCUUUGAGCUACCUCCUCAGGGCUGAUGUUGGCUUUCAGCUUUGGGGUCGCUACAAGAGCGACCUCUUGAAACAUAUGCUCCCUGUCCUCUACUGCUCCAAUAUGACUAUGAGCAUGAGGUCAUCUCUAAUGGCAGCCAAGGUCAAAGGUUUCUGAGUGAGAAUGGAUUUUUCUCAGCUGUACAAACAGGAGAUUGCAUGAGCACACCCUGACAUAUUUAUUUAAAGUGCUUUGUAUCUUGUUUUUUUAACAGAUUGAGAUUUCAUAGACACUCCUGAGUUCAUUUAGUCAGAAUGUGACCAGCAUGAAAUAACAUGCUAUUUCAAGUUGGUCAAUGAACAGCUCAAACCUUUUCUUUUAUUAUACUAAUUCAUAGCAAAUUAGUAUAAUCAAAAGAAUGUGAGCUGUUCUUAUCUUCCGUAAGUUUCAGUCGAAUUUAAUUUAAUUGAUAAAUUAGGAUAUUGAAAGCUUUGACUUAAUCAGAAUCUCAUGUAGAUUUAUUACCUCCAGAGUGAUAUGUUUCAAUCUUUCGAUUCUGCUCACCUUGAUAAUUAUGACUUGCAUCACAAGUCCAUGUAUGUGCAGUAAGUACUUGUUUGGGGCUCAUUUACCUGAAUUCAUGCAUAAAAGGGACAUAUUAUGCAAAAUUUACAUUUUGUAAGUGUUUGUACUUCCAUUUAGGUCUCCACCACUUCUAAAAUUAGCCCAAGCACUUAAAAGCUUAAGCAAUUUUUUUGUAAUUCUAGUUUGAAUGGAAAUGCAGGCAUUGACUGUCUCCUGGUAAGGGAGCAGUCUUCCCUGUGAUUGUCUAAGCUAUAACAUGCCCACAAUAUAACACUUUAGAGAUGUCAAACUCCAGUUAUUGAGGCCUGUGUAUUGUAACUUUAAGAUGUUGCAAAACAUAUAUCAAAUAAUUCAAUUAUUGGUGGAACUCUGUACAAUGUGAACACAUGAUGAAGAUUUGAUUCUGGUGUCCCAGGCAGGGACACAUCUAAAAGUUACAGGACAUCAGUCCUCGAGGACUGGAGUUAGCUUCAAGCUAUAAUUAUUAAAAGAAAAAGUAAUAAGUGCUUGGAAUAUAUUACUUAAGUGCUUGGAAUAUAUUACUCUUUGUGUAAUGAAUGUAUUCAUGAGUUUUAAUACUUGAUAAUGUUGAGAUUUUAACUGUUGUGAAUCAAUGUCGGUGCUCUUGCUUUCUUCUUCUUUUGUGACUUGAGCAUUCCCAUUUGGGUUUUUCUACCCAUAUAUUCCACAACAGAAGCAUAGUUUGAAGAGCAGAUUAGAUAUUUAGGUAAGCCUGAGUGACCUGACUGUUUUUUAUUCCGGCUCAACAGCAUGGACAACAGAACCUUUGACAGAGGACCUGACCCUGUCCCCUACCUGAGCCCUGCAGGGUACCGUCUCCUCAAUAAGAACUUACUAUUUAGGUUGCUGUGUAGUCUAGCCUCUAGCAUGAAUAUGCUCAAGGGAGUGUGAGUAAUUAUGGUUUUUCUUCUAUUAUUUUUGCCUGCUGUUAAUGUUAACACAGACAGGGAGACAAAAAGCAAGUCAGAACCUGACAUUUAAUCAGCUAAACGAUGCUGAACCAUGUUAACUCUGCCGUGUGUGAAAAGGAGGGGACCUUUGACGAAUGUUAGACUCAAAUAUACAUCUGUGCUCCCCUCUAUUUAUAGUAUGUGUGAGAAAUAUACAGCUUGCUGUCUUAUAUCAGCAUAAAUGUCUCUGAGCCUGAGUAGUGGCGCUGGUGCAAUCGCUCUUGGUAAUGCUAUAAAAAAACGCAAUGGUUCAUUUCCUGUGUGCUACAAUGAUGUGAAACAGACAAAGUAGAAGCGACAGAACAUAACACAAUAGGAUGCAGUCACAUUUUUUUCUUGUGUUGUCACUUUAGCUUUGCUCACAGCCUUUGGAAAAUGUAUUGUUAGAUUUUCUUUCUCUCUGAUGUAUUUUUUUAACACCUCAGCUGCCAUCUUGAAUGUUAAGUAUCUUCGAUCAUGUGCCGGUGUCACCUGCAUUGAUGUAGAAAAAGUAUUCUUUAUCUUUCCUAUUCUGAGUAUGUCAACAUUCCUACUGUACCUGGCAUCUGUACAAUUUGUAUAUUAUAAAAUGAUUUAUAUUUAAUGUG